CUGAUAUCUUUGAUGAGGUGGAUCAGGACUGGAGCUGAACUGAGGGAUCUCGAUGUCCAGCAGGUGAAGGACUCAGCCCUUGGGUCGCCCUUGUCUGUGGGCCAGUGCUCGGUUCCUCAGCAUCAUCUGUCUGAGCGCUCUGAGCAGCGACCCUCCUCACUGAGUGAAGGUGGUAGAAACGCUGGAAAGCUCAGGCUGGUCAGAAGCACAGAAGACCUCGCGGACACCGUGGAUUCGUUUUUAAGGCAUUUAUCGGCCUGUGUUAGUGCUGCUAGACCAGAAGGGUGUGUGAGCUGCUCACUCUGCUGAGUUGAUCCGCCAUGACGCUGCAGUCUGCAGUAGCCACUGGCAUCUUUAUAGUGUUUUCAUCAUGUAUGAUUGGACUGACUGCUGCAUCAUCAAGCUACCAGAAACCCAGCUUCCUGGAUAUUAACUCCUGGUGGUGGAACACUCCUAGAGGCCCUCAGAUAUUCUCCUGCCUCACCUACAUGGAGAAGAAUGUGCGGGUGGACUGCGAAUUCCCCAUGACCGACAAGAUCCCUGGGCCGUUCUGCGAGUUCAAACAGGAUGGGCGCCUCAUGGGCACUACCUAUCCCAACAAUCCCAUCCACCUCAUCCCACCCAUAGAGACCCGACGGAGGGCUAAUGUCACGCUUGUGUCUCCAAACAUCUGCCGCCUUACCUGGAUGCCUAUGUCGGAGGACCGGGCGUACACCUACACCUGCAGAGUGUAUCAAGGGAGCACCUGGAAGGAGAACAGUAUGGCCUUCAACCAGAGAAAUUUGCUGGUGUGCUCUGCUUUGAGCGUAGUAGCUCACACAGCACUGCUGAUCUCCAUGGUUGUGGUGUCUCUUCCCGUCUCUAUGGGGUUUCUGUCAGCAUGAUCCACUGUAGCGGUCCAGGUUUGGCGGGCUGUCCCUCCAGCAUCGCCAUUUGUGACAUUUGUUCACAUGAUCCCUUUUGCAAACUCAUCACAUGAUGUUCACAUUCAAAAUAAUUGGCUGUUUCGAAGGUACAGUUUUAAAAUGUUUCCAGUGUGACUCAAAACUGUUAUGUCAGUCACUGAUAUGCUUUAAAGGUUGUUUCGAUCUCUAGGUCUCUUUACAAACCCACGUACCACCAGUCGUAUAAAUAGCUGCUACCUUCCCCUCAGAUGUAGAACAUUUUAACCUAAUCUCUGUCUGCCACAUCUGCAGCAUAUGGGCAUUUAGACUAGACAACACAUUUGACACAUUUUACCAGUACUUCGAAAACAGCAACAGGAAACACACUUUAAAACAGUCCCAGCCAUCUGGCCAGGGUGGAAGUAUCCCUGUAAAUAACAUUUUAUGUUACUAGCUAUGAGAAUAAUUCUUUAUCAGUGAUGCUUUUUUAUUACCUUGUAGUCUUAACAUUUAAGUAAUUUAUUAGUUGCUACAAUAACAACAGCAACAGCAGUAACAAGCAACUGGCCAUUGGUCUUUACUGUAUAUUUUGAUCCACAAAGUACUCUUUGUAAGUACAAGGAAAUCACUCUCCAUGGUAAACAACUAUUCUAGUAUUAGCACUAAAUCUUGUCUUUGUUUUUCACUUCUGAAAACACCAAUAUCCAGUACCUUUGUCCAAAGAAUUAUAAGCAAAUAUUCUAAUUUAAUACUGCUUUUGUGUCAGGUGAGACUUUUCGUUUCAAAUUCUAAAGAAAAUGUCCAACCAAUUCAGCAGUUCAGUCAUCUCCAUGCAGUCAUGCUUUUGUUACCUUUUGAUACAUUACUCUUUGUAGAAAUAUGAAAUCAGUUUAGGGGUGGCCUGUUAAUCUCAGUAGUAGGUUGUGCUGAUCCUUGCCGUUCAUUCACAGAAAAAAUAUAGUGCUUUUAUAAUACUACUCGACAUUAGCAUUAAGAUGCUAAUGGCUUUUCAGCUAAUUAGUUGCUAGUAUAGUAAUUUUGACUUCAUACAUAUACUAUAUGGCCAAAAGUAUUGGGACACCGACACAUUACACCCACAGGUGCUUUUAUGACAUCCCAUUCUAAAUACAUAGGCAGUAAAAUUGAGUUGACACCCCCCCCCCCCCACCCCCCCCUUUGCAGCUAUAACAGCUUCUCUUCUGGGAAGCUUUCUACAAGAUUUUGUAGUGUGUAUAUUGGAAUGUUUGCCUAUUUAUCCAGAAAAACAUUUGUUGGACGAGAUGGCAUGGCAUGCAGUCUCUGUUCUAGUUCAUCCCACAGGUGUCUGAUGGUGUUGAAGAUUUUUCACACCAAGCUCAUCCAGUCAUGCCUUGAUGGACCUUGCUUUGUGCACUGGGGCUCAGUCACGCUGGAAUGGGAAAGGGCCUUCACCAAACUGUUCCCACAAAGUUGGAAGCAUACAGUUGUCCAAAAUGUCUUGGUCUGCUGAAGCAUUAAGAUUUCUCUUCAGUGGAACUAAGGGGUCUAGGCCAACCCCUGAAAAAAGGCCCCUAAGCAUUGUCCCUCCUCUACCAAACUUUACAGUCAGCACAGUGCAGUCAGACAGGUCAUGUUCUCCUGCCGUUCGCCAAACCCAGACUCGUCCAUCAGACUGCCAGAUAGUAAAGCGUGCCUCAUCGUUCCACAGAAUGUGUUUUCACUGCUUCAGAGUCCAGUGGUGGCACUUUACACCACUCCCCCAUUUUGCAUUGUGCAUUUUGAUUUCAGGCUUGUCUGUAGCUGCUCAGCCAUGGAAACUCAUUUUGUGAUUCAAUGUGUUUCAACAGAGUAUAGGCAAUGUGCAUGUCAGCACUAGCCGGCCCCACUCUGUGAGUUUGCAUUGUUUACCGCUGUGUGGCUAAGCUGUUCUUCCUUAUAUGGCUUCCAUUUCACAGUAACAUCACUUAAGAUUUACAGAGGCAGAGCUAGCAGGACAGAACUUUAGUGCCAUAUUUAAAGCCACAGUCCACCCUUUACCCUUUCCACUGCCAGUGUUUGUGUAUCAAGACAGCAAGGUGCUUAACUGAUUUACCUGUUAGCAGUGGGUGUGGCUCAAACACCUGAACUCAGUACUUUUGGCUAUAUAGUAUAUGUGAAGGACAUCUUCACAGCACUGCUAUGGUAUAUAGUAAAUAACAGUAUUGCAACACUAAUGGAAAGGCAGGCCACAUAUCAAAGUGUUGGACUUGGACUAAUAUAUCAAAUUCAAACUAAAUGGUCAAGGACAGUUGAGCAGCAGAAUCAUACCAUAGAGAGUGUUACUAGAAUAAGACCUGCGAGUCAAACAUAUCAAGAAAAGUAGCCAAUUAUAAAAAUAAGCUGCACAAGGCAAUAAGAAUUUGCAUGUUUUUAAUGCACUUGUAUGUGCUUUUAUCUUGCACAGUACUUCCCUGUUCAUUGUGCUGCUUUUUCAAAUGUAUUUUUGCACAUGCUUUUGCACUAAGACAUCAAAGCCAUUUUAACCACAGAAAUAAGGAACUGUUAGCUGAGAAGUCUGGAGGAGAUAUGCUUAUCAUUGCUGUCAGAACAAAACCUCAUGUCCUCAUUUUGUACUUUUUUAUGGAAUUUGAAAACGCCAGCUGCCCUUUACGUUGUGCUAAACUUUCAAGAUGAAUGGACCAAUAGAAAUUGGUUAAAUGUGGUUGCAUUACCUUCCAUUCAAAGUUAUGUUUUUUCCUUCUGUUAAGUUACCAGUUUGGAGUUCUGAAGUUUUGUUCCGACAGCAGCGUUAUGUAAAAGAGUGCCGCAAGGAGCAUACAACAUCUCCACACAUUGGUAAAUGUAGUGUGUGAUGUGGUGUGUUAAGUCGUAACACCUACUUAACAGCAGCCUGUUCACUCACAGGUUUACUGUACUUCCUUUUUUUCCACCCGAAACAUCUGCAGGCUCCUACACAAUCCAGAGCUGCUUAUGAUGCAGUGCUUCCCAUACAAAGCAGUUUGGGUUGGGGUGUAUUGUAUCAAUCAUCAUUUCAUUGUAUAUUUUGCACUAUAUUGAAUGUAGGCCUAUAUCCAUAACAAUAUAGCCUGCUUGUGCACUUGCUGUGUGUUGCAUUCCAAUGCCUUCACUCAAGGAUCUAUGUAUUGAAACACAGAAAGAAAUAAAAGAAUGCAGACUGUA
This is a messenger RNA of Pygocentrus nattereri (red-bellied piranha), 4043 nucleotides long. RefSeq lists its product as uncharacterized. The record is from RefSeq and is a predicted model, not a curated record. The transcript is spliced from 4 exons. NCBI's taxonomy places the organism in Eukaryota, Metazoa, Chordata, Actinopteri, Characiformes, Serrasalmidae. The coding region runs from base 321 to 884 and encodes 187 amino acids.